CCCCCGCCCCCCGCCCCCCGCCCUUUAAUUGCUCUCUAGGAAACCAGGUACAUCUGAUCUUUCAUGAUCUUAACAGUGUUUAUUUAAACCAGAAGGAAACUAAUAAUUGUAACAGGACUUCUCAGAAACCCUAGAAAUGGCAUGGCCGUUUUUCUACUGAUCUCUUCCGAAAAUUACGUAAUGGAGCAUUUUUGAAAGUUGAGUCGCAAAGUUUCUCUUAAUCCCUAACCAUGGCGGCUGAUGACCCGCUUCUCUUUUCAAUUUUAUCAAAUUCUCGAAAACAGACUCCCUGAAAGCCUAUAUUAGUCCUGAAAUCCGGAGUGGAGCCUCUCUGGAACAUCUAAAAUGUUGGCCAAGGGUCUGUUACUCUCCUUCUGUGUACUUUUAAUGGUGUUUAUUUACCUAUCUCUUGGUUCCCUUGAUCUCAGAUCUCAGUUCUUUGCGCCAACUAUCAUAGCCCCCAGUAAUUCUCCAUUGAAAAUUUACAUGUAUAAUCUACCUCGUCACUUUAACAUAGGAAUGCUAAGACGGUCUGAUCCGCACCAGGACCUGCCAUUCACUGGUCAAAUACCACCAUGGCCACAAAACUCUGGUUUAAAGAAGCAGCACAGUGUUGAGUACUGGAUGAUGGCUUCACUCCUUUAUGAAGAUGGAGAAGGGAGAGAUAUGGAGGCAAUAAGGGUUUCUGAUCCAGAAGAAGCAGAUGCUUUCUUUGUUCCAUUCUUUUCCUCACUCAGUUUCAACACACAUGGGCACAACAUGACUGACCCUGAGACUGAGGUCGAUAGGCAGUUGCAGAUUGAAUUGCUGGAAUUUUUGAGGAUAUCCAAAUUUUGGGAGCAGUCUGGAGGCCGUGACCAUGUAAUUCCCAUGCACCACCCGAACGCUUUCAGAUUUCUUCGAGAAAAGGUGAAUGCAUCUAUUCUUGUUGUUGCAGAUUUUGGGCGCUGUCCAAAGAACAUAUCCUCUCUCAGCAAAGAUGUGGUAGCCCCUUAUGUGCAUGUCGGGGAUUCGUUCAUUGAUGAUGACUCAUCUGAUCCAUUUGAAUCUAGGACAACACUUCUGUUUUUUCGAGGAAGAACAGUCAGAAAAGCUGAAGGGAUUGUACGUUCAAAGCUGGCCAAAAUUUUAAGGGGUCAGGAAGGUGUGCACUUUGAAGAAAGUGUUGCAACAGGGGAGAGCAUAAAAGCGUCCUCACUAGGGAUGCGUUCAUCGAAGUUCUGUCUUAACCCUGCUGGAGACACCCCCUCCUCUUGCCGCCUCUUCGAUGCCAUUGUUAGCCACUGUAUACCCGUCAUUGUAAGCGACCGGAUUGAGCUACCCUAUGAGGAUGAAAUCGAUUACCGUACUUUCUCUCUCUUCUUCUCAGUUGAAGAAGCCCUGAGGCCUGGCUAUAUGUUGAAAGAGCUUAGGCAGAUUAAGAGAGAGAAAUGGGUUGAAAUGUGGAGGAGAUUGAAGGAAAUUUCUCACCACUUUGAGUUUCAGUUUCCACCCAAGAGAGAUGACGCGGUGAACAUGAUAUGGAAGCAGGUUAGGCACAAGCUGCCUGCUGCUAAGCUUGCGGUGCACAGAAGUAGGAGGCUGAAAAUCCCAGAUUGGUGGGAGAAGAGAUGAUCUUGAGUUGUGAAAACAUCUUUCUAUCCAAGUCUUAGGUCAUGAUAUUUUAGGGGAGGUGACUUUGGCUUAUGGAACAUCUCUGUUGCUAAUGAGAGAGAGAGAGAGAGAGAGAGAGAGAGAGAGAGUAG
Molecule: messenger RNA, 1745 nt
Organism: Amborella trichopoda
Lineage: Eukaryota; Viridiplantae; Streptophyta; Magnoliopsida; Amborellales; Amborellaceae
Product: Exostosin family protein
Molecular function (GO): glycosyltransferase activity
Source: RefSeq, a predicted model, not a curated record